UAUCAACUUGGUCCUUCAAGAGAAGUUGUUUUGAAAACGCCAGUGUUCAAAUACACACAGUCCAGAAAGGGGACAUCGGCUUUAAUCAUUUAACCCUCUCACUAGUAGGCCAGCCGGGUUGUCGUCAUUAUCGAUCAACUUAAUGCUGUGCCCUUAGGCCAGCGUUUCAAAUGAACAUGUCUCUUGCUCAAAGAGUCCUCCUGACAUGGAUCUUCACACUUAUAUUCCUUAUUAUGCUGGUCCUGAAGUUGGACGGGAAGAUCUUUUGGAGCUGGUUCCUCAUCUUCCUUCCUGUCUGGACCUUUGAUCUUAUUCUCCUCCUCAUGCUCAUUGUCAAAAUGGCAGGCCGCUGCAAGCCGGGCUUCGACCCUCGCAACGGGGCGGAGAACUUGAAGAAGCGCGUGUGGUACCUCGUGGCCAUGCUGCUUAAACUGGCAUUUUGUCUGACGCUCUGUGCCAAAUUAGAAGGCCUAAUGGACAUCUUGGUGAGCUCGGUUUGCGUCCCUCUGUGGGCACUGCUCAUCGGAGCUAUGGCCGAACUGGGCUACAACGUUUUCCACUUCAGAAGAGACUGAACAUAUGAACGGUAUUCUUUGAAAGCCAGCAGAAGUCUUUACUGUAUUCUUCAGGAAUAAAAUCAUCUUGAAAG
Sinocyclocheilus anshuiensis is the source of this 649-nucleotide messenger RNA. Its product is annotated as transmembrane protein 60-like. NCBI's taxonomy places the organism in Eukaryota, Metazoa, Chordata, Actinopteri, Cypriniformes, Cyprinidae. The transcript has 2 exons. The coding region runs from base 171 to 575 and encodes 134 amino acids. The record is from RefSeq and is a predicted model, not a curated record.